Messenger RNA from Drosophila elegans, 291 nucleotides. RefSeq lists its product as uncharacterized. The record is from RefSeq and is a predicted model, not a curated record. NCBI's taxonomy places the organism in Eukaryota, Metazoa, Arthropoda, Insecta, Diptera, Drosophilidae. The transcript has 3 exons. Bases 11 to 262 code for a protein of 83 amino acids.
AGUAAAGCAGAUGAAGCUUCUCUGGCUGGUUUUACUUGCUUGUGUGGCUGCGCAACAUUGUGAUAAGCCCUGUCCCAUUAAGCAAAACCCCGGAUGUGCCAGCAGGGACGGAAAAUGCUUUUACACCGUUCGCAAUCCAUGUAUUUUGAAAGCAAUCAACUGUUAUCGGAAGUUGAAAAGCUUAUCUGCGCUAAAGCCCAUUUCUCGCAGCAAGUGCACCAAAAUCCAGGUUCCAUUGUGCGACAAUAUUGAUACAUCAUAAAUAUGUGUUUAUUAAAUAAUGAAAAAAAA